Dryobates pubescens (Downy woodpecker) is the source of this 2585-nucleotide messenger RNA. It is a transcript of the gene CAPRIN1, whose product is annotated as cell cycle associated protein 1. The record is from RefSeq and is a predicted model, not a curated record. NCBI's taxonomy places the organism in Eukaryota, Metazoa, Chordata, Aves, Piciformes, Picidae. Gene Ontology annotation, molecular function: RNA binding. The transcript has 19 exons. Gene Ontology annotation, cellular component: cytoplasm. The coding region runs from base 162 to 2273 and encodes 703 amino acids.
GGCGUGCGCGCCCUCGCUCUCUCCCUCAGUAGCGCGGUGCAGAGGUAGCAGGAGCAGCGCGGGCGGCGGGGCCGAGUCGGCUUGAGGCGGCCAUUCCUAAAGCGAGGAACGCGGCGCACUGAGUUCCCUCCCCCUCCCCUAGGCCAACUCACGCACACGAGAUGCCCUCGGCUACCAACAGCACAAUGGCGAGCAGCAGCGGGAAAGCGGGGCCGGGCAGUGAGGCUGCCCCGGCGGCAGCGGCGGCAGCCCCCCCGCAGGCAGCGAGUGGCGGCAGCAUCACCUCGGUGCAAACCGAAGCUAUGAAGCAGAUCCUGGGAGUGAUCGACAAAAAGCUGCGCAACCUGGAGAAGAAAAAGAGCAAGCUUGAUGAUUACCAGGAAAGAAUGAACAAGGGAGAACGUCUGAAUCAAGAUCAACUGGAUGCAGUGUCAAAAUACCAGGAAGUGACAAAUAAUCUGGAGUUUGCUAAAGAGCUGCAGAGGAGUUUCAUGGCUCUGAGCCAGGAUAUCCAGAAAACAAUAAAGAAGACAGCUCGCAGGGAGCAGCUGAUGAGAGAAGAAGCUGAGCAGAAGCGUUUGAAGACCGUGCUGGAGCUGCAGUUCAUUUUGGACAAGCUGGGGGAUGACGAAGUGCGCAGCGACCUGAAGCAAGGCACGAGCGGCGUGCCGGUGCUGACGGAGGAGGAGCUGACCAUGCUGGAUGAGUUUUACAAGCUGGUGUACCCCGAGCGAGACAUGAACAUGAGGCUGAACGAGCAGUAUGAGCAAGCAUCAGUUCACCUGUGGGACUUACUGGAAGGGAAGGAAAAACCAGUCUGUGGAACAACCUAUAAAGCGCUGAAGGAGCUCGUGGAACGUAUUCUUCAAACCAGUUACUUUGAUAGCACCCAUAACCAUCAGAAUGGACUGUGUGAGGAAGAAGAGGCAGCACCCACACCUGCAGUAGAAGACACUGUAGCAGAAGCUGAACCUGAUCCAGCAGAAGAAUUUACUGAACCGACCGAAGUUGAAUCAACUGAGUAUGUAAACAGACAAUUCAUGGCAGAGACUCAGUUCAGCAGUAGUGAGAAGGAACAGGUAGAUGAGUGGACAGUUGAAACGGUUGAGGUUGUAAAUUCACUGCAGCAACAGACACAAGCUACAUCUCCUCCAGUUCCUGAACCUCACACGCUCACUACUGUGGCUCAAGCAGAUCCUCUUGUUAGAAGACAGCGAGUACAGGACCUUAUGGCACAGAUGCAGGGCCCCUAUAACUUCAUGCAGGACUCUAUGCUGGAGUUUGAGAACCAGACACUUGAUCCUGCCAUUGUAUCUGCACAGCCCAUGAAUCCAGCACAGAAUUUGGACAUGCCCCAAAUGGUUUGCCCCCCAGUUCAUGCCGAGUCAAGACUUGCCCAGCCUAAUCAAGUUCCUGUGCAACCAGAAGCUACACAGGUUCCCUUGGUUUCUUCUACCAGUGAGGGAUAUACAGCCUCCCAGCCCAUGUAUCAGCCUUCUCACACCACAGAGCAACGGCCACAGAAAGAAUCAAUUGACCAGAUUCAGGCUUCAAUGUCACUGAAUGCAGACCAGACCCCAUCAUCAUCAUCACUUCCCACCGCAUCCCAGCCGCAGGUGUUCCAGGCUGGGGCUAGCAAGCCUUUGCAUAGCAGCGGAAUCAACGUUAAUGCAGCUCCAUUCCAAUCCAUGCAAACAGUGUUCAACAUGAAUGCUCCUGUUCCUCCUGUUAAUGAGCCAGAAACCCUUAAGCAGCAAAAUCAGUACCAGGCCAGUUACAACCAGAGUUUCUCCAAUCAGCCUCACCAAGUAGAACAAUCAGAUCUUCAGCAAGAACAACUCCAGACAGUGGUUGGUACUUACCAUGGUUCCCCGGACCAGAGCCAUCAAGUGGCAGGUAACCACCAGCAGCCUCCCCAGCAGAACACUGGAUUCCCACGCAACAGUCAGCCUUACUACAACAGCCGAGGAGUGUCGCGGGGCGGCUCCCGGGGCGCGCGGGGCUUGAUGAACGGCUACCGGGGACCCGCCAACGGAUUUAGAGGAGGGUAUGAUGGCUACCGUCCUUCCUUUUCCAACACUCCAAACAGUGGCUACACGCAGCCCCAGUUCAGUGCUCCUCGGGAUUACUCCAACUACCAGCGGGAUGGAUAUCAACAGAAUUUCAAACGUGGCUCUGGACAAAGUGGACCUCGGGGAGCUCCUAGAGGUCGCGGAGGGCCCCCAAGACCAAACAGAGGGAUGCCUCAAAUGAAUGCUCAGCAAGUGAAUUAAAGAGCUUCACAGGAUCACAUUAAACGCCAAAAACACACUGGCCAGUGUACUAUACAUGUUACCAGAAGAGUUAUUAUCUAUUUGUUCUCCCUUACAGGAAGUUUGUUGUAAAGGGACUAUUUUCAUUACCCAUAAUGACAGGACUACAGUUGCCAGCUUUACAUUACCUGGAUACCGAAAGGAACGAAACAACGUUUACUCUGCAUGUUCUGUCCUAAGCAUCAUCUUGAGCCUUGCACAUGAGAUUCAGAUUCCUCACCCUUGCUAAGAGUAAAGCAAAACAAAAAAAGAUGAAAGAGAGGGAAAAAAAAA